CGGUAAGUGUGUAAUGGCAGUUUGAAUGAGAAGCCUAUCCUUACAAAUCCGUUUUCAUCCUCUCUCUUAACUUCACUUUGCAGCGCACAAAGAGAGACCUGGGCUUCAACCAGACUUGACCAAACCGGUUAAAAUUACCUAAAUUAGAAAACAUGUACGCCUGUGCAAAGUUCGUCUCCACGCCGGCUCUGGUCCGUGCUGGUUCCCGGGCUCUUUACAGACCCCUCUCUGCCUCAGUGCUGUCCAGGCCUGAGCUCAAAACAGAGAGCAGCGUUGCUGUGAGCCCCCUCACCCAGGUCACACUGAGGGGCUUUCAGACCAGCGCCAUCAGCAGGGACAUUGACACCGCUGCCAAGUUCAUCGGAGCUGGAGCUGCCACAGUCGGAGUAGCUGGAUCUGGAGCUGGAAUUGGGACUGUGUUUGGCAGUCUCAUUAUCGGCUAUGCUAGAAACCCAGCUCUGAAGCAGCAGCUGUUCUCAUAUGCAAUCCUGGGAUUUGCCCUGUCUGAAGCCAUGGGACUGUUCUGUUUGAUGGUUGCUUUCCUUAUCCUGUUUGCUAUGUAAAACUCUGUCAUUCAACACUUUCAUUACAAAUGUGACUACAUAUUUUAUUGUGGAUACCAAAAUUGUUCCGUGUUGGUGUCAAGGAAAUGUAUAUUUUCAAGACUUUCAGACACUGUCAGAAUACGCAAAACAUGUAUUGUACAAAUGUAAGAAAUUACGUGAUUAAAAUACAUGUAUUUGACUAUUUAACAA
Molecule: messenger RNA, 755 nt
Organism: Pseudoliparis swirei
Lineage: Eukaryota; Metazoa; Chordata; Actinopteri; Perciformes; Liparidae
Gene: atp5mc3a
Product: ATP synthase membrane subunit c locus 3a
Exons: 5
Coding region: 153-563 (136 amino acids)
Biological process (GO): proton transmembrane transport; proton motive force-driven ATP synthesis
Molecular function (GO): proton transmembrane transporter activity
Source: RefSeq, a predicted model, not a curated record